AUGGCUCUCCGUCUCGGCGCUCAUCCCCUCGCCGUCUCGGUGCCCGCUUCUCAGAGCGCGACGCCUCGUCAUUGCCAGGAGGCAAAAAGCGUGGCCCGAGUAACCGUCGUCGCGUCGGCUUCAGCGAAGCAGCCUGAGGACCUCGCAAAGCCAGUGAGUCGUCGGCACGUGUUCAUUGGUGCGGGGGCGCUCGCAGCAACCACAUCCCCCUUCUUCGCCGGAGCUCGCUACGCGUUGGCGGAGGAGGAGGGUGCAGAGGAGCUUGCGCCUGCGCUCGUGGACGAGGCCCUGGAGGAGACGCCCGUGCUCAAGGCCAUGGCUGAACUCUCCGGCUUCUUGCAGGAGCUGAAGAAGCUCACGGAGUUGCCGUGA
Molecule: messenger RNA, 372 nt
Organism: Closterium sp. Naga37s-1
Lineage: Eukaryota; Viridiplantae; Streptophyta; Zygnematophyceae; Desmidiales; Closteriaceae
Source: the annotation of a GenBank genome assembly